AACUACAUUUCCCAGCAUGCCUGAGCUCAGCUUCUCUCCAAAUGCAGCAGAUCUAAUGGGCAGCUCCUUUAACGGCUGUAGCAUCUCCUGUCUCCCUGGUCUAAACAUCCAGCUCUAGGUAGGCAAAAGCUACCCAUGACUUGCUCAGUACCACAGGAGCCCAGGAAUUACAUUGUAUCACUAGCCUGACUAGUGUAGACUGAUGCUCCUGAUACACGGCCCCUAUACUCAUCUGCAUUCCAGCUACUACUAUAGUUAUUAAUUACAGUCACUGGAACUGGAGAAGUCCACUGCAGGCUCAUCAAGGCUACCUUGCUACAUAUCUGCCGCUUAGUGAAUUUAGCAGGACAACCCAGACCAUGCCUUUGGACCCAAGUAAGCCACAUUCUGGAGAGGGUGCAUCCGGUGAUUCCAACAGAGACGGCUCGGAUACUGCAGAGGAAUCUGCCAGGAAGAAAAUUAGGCAACGAACCCCAAGCCCUCACCAGGGAAAUAUACAAUUAAGCCCCUCACGAUUUGUGUCAGUGGAGGAACUAAUGGAAGCAUCUAAAGGAGUCACCAAUAUGGCCCUGGCUCAUGAGAUUGUGGUUGCUGGAGGCUUGCAGAUCAAACCUGUGGAACUACCUGAGGGAAGCAUGGAGAAGACGGUACGAGACAUUGUCCACAAAGCAUUCUGGGACUGUUUAGAAGCUCAGUUUAAUGAAGACCCUCCUGUAUAUGAUCAUGCUAUUAUACUGCUUGGAGAAAUCAAAGAGACACUUAUUUCCUUCCUGCUGCCCGGGCACACACGACUUAGGAAUCAAAUAAACGAGGUUCUCGACUUAGACCUUAUCAAACAGCAGGCGGACAAAGGAGCCCUCAACAUCCCGAGACUGGCAGAGUUUACCAUCGGAAUGAUGGCGACUCUCUGUGCUCCAGCACGGGAUAGUGAGGUUAAGAAACUAAGAGAGAUUAAGGAAGCUGUUCCCUUGUUCAGAGCAAUUUUCUCUGUACUGGACCUCAUGAAGCUGGACAUGGCUAACUUUGCAGUAAGCAGCCUCCGUCCACACUUGAUGCAACAUUCUGUGGAAUAUGAGAGAAAGAAGUUCCAAGAUAUUACAGAGAAGCUGCCAAAUUCUCUUCAAGUUGUCACAGAGUGGCUUCAAGAGGCAGCGAACAACCUGCUAAUGUCUAAGGACCCUGUAUGCGAGGAGGCGGCUGCGGCACCCAGGUGCUCAGAUUCUGUUUUAAACCGUGCCUAUAUGCAACUGCUUAAAUGGGAUCACACGCACCGACUCUUCCCAGAGACCCUGUUAAUGGACCAAGUUCGCUUUCAAGAGAUGGAAAUGGAACUGACCCAACUCACUAUUGUAGGGACUCUGCUCUUGAUAACUCACAAUUCUGCAAGUUCUGCUCUGUCUGGCCUUCCUGGGUUCCCUGAUCGGAUGAAAUCUCUCAUUCGAAUACUGCUGGAGGGAGUGGGGUUUCCUUCUUUCAAUAUGGACGAAGCUUUGGCAGCACUGGGUGAGAAGAUUUGUGUGGAAGUGAACAGCACUCUAACUCAGCAUGGCUUCACUCCCUUCUCGGCAGACAGACAGGCUGCGCUUAAGGGUCAGAUUCAGGCAGCUGGUUCACCUUCAAAUCAGAUUCGCCAACUAAUAGAUUCAAGGAUCCAGAGUUUUUUAUUGAGCUGUUUAUCCUCCAGUAGUCAGAAGUCGCUCCCCCAAUUACCAGGGGGACUGGGCUCCAUUCAGAAAGAACUGGAGCAGAUUGCUGUCAGAUUUGCACGUCUUGUCAACUACAAUAAACUGGUAUUUAGUCCAUACUAUGACUCCAUCUUAAGCAAUAUACUGGAGAAGAAAGAAACUCGGCCAAGUGACACGCAGGCCUGAUUACUCAAAGCUGUUCUGCACUCCAAAUGUCCCUUUAAAUUCUUAUUGGUCAUAACAAAACUAUUUAGCAAAAAUAUAGGAUUCCAAUAAGAAUUCUUUGCUUCAAGACAUGAAUCUGCAAUGUUCAUGUCUUUUUGCCAUCUUCACAAAUAAAGAAAAUUACUUUUAUUUUAUAA
Bombina bombina (fire-bellied toad) is the source of this 2047-nucleotide messenger RNA. It is a transcript of the gene TCP11L1, whose product is annotated as t-complex 11 like 1. The coding region runs from base 360 to 1871 and encodes 503 amino acids. Gene Ontology annotation, biological process: signal transduction. NCBI's taxonomy places the organism in Eukaryota, Metazoa, Chordata, Amphibia, Anura, Bombinatoridae. The record is from RefSeq and is a predicted model, not a curated record. The transcript has 11 exons.